Staurois parvus is the source of this 360-nucleotide messenger RNA. NCBI's taxonomy places the organism in Eukaryota, Metazoa, Chordata, Amphibia, Anura, Ranidae. The record is from the annotation of a GenBank genome assembly.
UACACUGAUCAUCAGUGUGGCCCCAGAAGUGCCACCUGCCAGUGCUCAUCAGUGCCACGUGCCAGUUCCCAUCAGUGCCAUAUCAAUGCCACAUAUCAGUGCCCAUCUGAGCUGCCUUUAAGUGUCACCCAUCAGUGCCAUCAGUGCCGCCUAUCAGUGCCAGUCAGUGCCAACUAUCAGUGCCAUAUAUCAGUGUCAUGUAUCAGUGCUGCCUUUCAGUGCCCAUCAGUGAUGUCUGUCAAUGCCCAUCAGUGCAACCUACCAGUGCCUCCUCAUCAGUGCCCAUCAGUGCCACUUAUCAGUGUCCAUCAGUGCAACCUAUCAGUGGCCAUCACUGCAGCCUCAUUAGCGCACAUCAGU